AUGGCCACGCGCAUGACCCCACUCAUGGCCGUGUGGUUCACCCUCGAAGGCGGCGAUCUCGCCGCUGUGCCCGAGCUGCUCAUCGUUAUCGCCGUGCUGGGAGUCAUGACCCUCUUUCCUCGCAUCCAAGCGCGGUCCAACCUCGCCCCCGUGGCCGUCGUCAUCGCACUCAUCACGUCCCUUCGCCCCUUGGUGCCCGUCUCGCUGCUCAAGCCAGCCCAUAUCACUCGCGCGUGUAACAAGACUUGGGCCGUGCUCGUAUACCUCACCGCUCGCUACGACCCUUUCCCGGACAGGAUAGCGGCUGACCGCGUCCUCAUCACCCUCCUUCCCCUCAUUGCAUUGUUAUUUUUUGGUACAGAUGACGGACGCCGCAUGCAUCGGAUCGAGAUCUGA
This is a messenger RNA of Vanrija pseudolonga, 396 nucleotides long. RefSeq lists its product as uncharacterized. The record is from RefSeq and is a predicted model, not a curated record. Bases 1 to 396 code for a protein of 131 amino acids. Lineage: Eukaryota; Fungi; Basidiomycota; Tremellomycetes; Trichosporonales; Trichosporonaceae. The transcript has 2 exons.